UGGUGAAAAAUUCUCGGCUUCUCUUUUUUUUUUCCUUUCCCGCCAUGGAAGCCAUGGAAAUCGAUUCGGAGAAGAACCUCCAGAGAAAGCAUUCCACCUAUAACUUGCUGGACGAGAGGUUUGAGAUUCAGAAAGAGAUGUACAGGGGUCAGCAGUACAGCCAAAUAUACUUUGUACGUCUCCAUAUGAUGAGGACCCUCCUCUAUUCCCUUGUCCCUAAUUGGAAACCCCAUUUACCAGUUUGCACAGUUUUGGGAUUGGAAAAGGACAAGGAAUGCAUUGUUGUUGGAACCCUGUACAAGCACAUGAAACUCAAACCUUGUAUUCUUGAUGAGUACUCUAAGACGAGAUCUACGACACCACUUGUCAAGCCUCAUAAUUUUGUGCACCCGGAUGACCAUCUGGUUUUGGAAGAUGAAAGUGGAAGAGUAAAGCUUGCUGGGAUGCUUUCACCUUCUGUAUAUGUAACAGGGAGUAUUGUUGGUUUGCAUGGAAAGGAGACUGAUGCUGGUGACUUCUUAGUCCUAGAUGUUCUUGAAGCUGGCUUGCCACCCCAGAUAGAGCUGCCACUUAAAUCAAGAGAAGACAAGUAUGUUGUCUUUGUGUCUGGACUUCGUGUUGGAAGCAGCUUUUCAAACCCUCUUCAGUUACAGCUUCUUGUUGAUCAUAUUACAGGACAUUUAGGAGAUGAGAAGGAGCAAGGUAUUGCAGCACAAAUAGUUCAUGUUGUUAUUGCUGGAAAUUCUAUUGAAGUUCCUCGAGGACUUCUUAAUGGACAGAAUUUAGCGUCAAAGGAUCAAUCAAAGCUGUCUGAGCCAAUUAAGGAGCUGGAUAUUUUGUUGACUCAGAUUGCUGCAGGUUUGCCUUUGGAUAUCAUGCCAGGUCUCGAUGACCCUGCUAAUUUUGCCUUGCCGCAGCAGCCUUUGAACCGAUGCCUUUUCCCUGGGUCAUCAGCUUAUAACACAUUUAGAUCAUGUACUAAUCCCCAUUGCUUUGAUCUUGAUGAUAUCAGAUUUCUUGGAACAUCGGGUCAAAAUAUAGAUGAUCUUGAAAAGUAUUCAGAAGCAAAGGAUAAACUUGAAUUUGUUGAAAGGACAUUGAGGUGGAGGCAUCUGGCACCAACAGCACCUAAUACUCUUGGGUGUUAUCCUUUCACAGACAGGGAUCCUUUCCUGAUUGAGAGUUGCCCUCAUGUUUACUUCAUUGGUAAUCAGGAUAAAUAUGAUAGCCGCUUAAUAAAGGGAUCUGAAGGGCAGAUGGUGAGACUCAUUUGCAUUCCUAAAUUCUGUGAGACAGGAGUUGCUGUUGUGCUAAACUUGGGAAAUCUUGAAUGCCAUACGCUCAGUUUUGGGACUCACUUCAGCUCAUAACAACACGGCUUCCAAAAUGUUAUAAAGGAUUUACAGUAGUUUGUGGCUAUCAAUACAUCCUCUUAACAGCAUUUGUGGAGAUCCCCUGAAGAGAAAGCCCAAUGGGAUGAAUCUGUGGAGCCAAAACCUGCCACUUAUUUUUAUUUUUUAUUUUAAACAUUUUGCUUAUAGAGUAUCCUAUAUUUAUAAAAUUGGCUUUUGGUGUAAUUUUUGUUGUAUUUAUUUUCAAGUAGGCAUUUUGGUGAUUGAAGAUGUUAAUGAAGUUUCAAACUUUAGUAGAUUUUA
Molecule: messenger RNA, 1655 nt
Organism: Prunus mume (Japanese apricot)
Lineage: Eukaryota; Viridiplantae; Streptophyta; Magnoliopsida; Rosales; Rosaceae
Source: RefSeq, a predicted model, not a curated record